Molecule: messenger RNA, 1495 nt
Organism: Hylaeus volcanicus
Lineage: Eukaryota; Metazoa; Arthropoda; Insecta; Hymenoptera; Colletidae
Product: glutaminase liver isoform, mitochondrial-like
Exons: 3
Coding region: 403-732 (109 amino acids)
Biological process (GO): L-glutamine catabolic process
Molecular function (GO): glutaminase activity; protein binding
Source: RefSeq, a predicted model, not a curated record
UUCGAAAAUAGAAAUGAUCGGCGGCGAAAGGGUUGAAAUCGAAUUUCGAACCUGGACUUAGUGAUAACACAUUAAUUAAUUAUUUAUUUCCUUCCCUUUGCUUUUCUCACAACCUCCACAACACGCAUACCUGCACGAACAAAAAUCCGCCUGCAAAAUGUCUGCCCACAUCAUCGAAUCUAAACACACGGACGACUAUCGACCGACGUCACUGGGACCAUUUUCUUUGUCUCCCGUCAUUUUCCAUCCCGUCCCGAUUAGUGUAGCACCUACUAUGAUCACAGGUACGACAACCUAAAGCACGCGACGAACAAGAAGGACCCGAGGAGACACAAGUACGAGACCAAGGGGCUGUCCAUCGUCAACCUCUUGUUCAGCGCGGCUAGCGGUGACGUAACUGCCAUGAGGCGGCAUCGAUUGAGUGGGAUGGACAUGACACUGUCGGAUUACGACGGGAGGACAGCCCUGCACCUGGCUGCCAGCGAAGGACACUUCGACUGCGUCGAGUUUCUGCUCGAGCAAUGCGGAGUCCCGCACGAACCCAAGGACAGAUGGGGAAAACUACCGAUAGACGAGGCGGAAACCUUCGGACACAUGCAAGUAGUGGAGUAUCUCAAAAACUACGCGCUGGCUCGCAAAACGGAAUUAGAGGAUGAGGUGAAGGAACCGGAAGAGGAGACGACGGAGCCGAGGAAAGUCGUGGAAACGGCGGGCCAAACACCGUUGCCCUAAACGACGCUUUAGAUAGGAUAUUUUUCAUGGGUAACGUGACGUGCGUGUGAGAUUCCCGAGUAAGAAUGAUAAUGGGAACCCGAGGUCGUCGUGAAUCGAUUAUUUUCGUACGGUGCGGCUGAUUUAUGUUCGUUUCUACUCUAACUUUUAAGUAUUAGCCUAGUGUUACCUCUCUGUGACCCUCUCUAUCAAUAGAAUUUACAUUUUUUUUAAUUUAUGCAUCUCAACAUACAUUUUGGAAUUUAAAACAAAGUGAUUGGUAAAAAUGGCUACCAUGGAAAUGUAUCCUUGAAAACUGAUGAAAAUGUGUUGGUGUAAACUACUCGAUCAAAUCUUCCAAUAUUGCUAUCAGUUUAUUAAUAAUUGUUUGGCAAUGAGAGGAUAUAAUUUAUCGUUCAAUAUUCAUAAUACUUAAAAACCAUAGAAACGACACCUUUACUAUUUAAUUUGUCCUCUUCGGGUACAGAAUUUAUUUUCGUUCUCACCAGGAAUAAUGAUAGAUCCAGGUAUAUAUUUUUCUUUUAAAUUUGUUAUGCAAUAUCAAUGCGUUUUAUCAUUUCCAUGGUUUGCUGGAUGUUAACAAUGCUUAGAUAUUCUAAACUCUCAAUAGACUGAGCACAAUGGCAGCCGGAAAUAUUCUGGACUUUCGUGAAUUUCUAGAGUUCUUCAUGUAUGACUGAUAUAUUUAAGCAUUGUCGACUUCCAUCAAACCAUUGAAAUUAUGAAGCAAUUAUUACGUAGCCAAUUUAGGUCGACAAGCUUA